CCCGCUCUCGGUCCAGCCUGCCCAGUGCGCUGCGCGCAGACGAUUACACGUUCAUUGCUUCAGCUAGCCUGUGCCCUCAUUUCAUCGACGAUCCUUCGCUUCGGCCUGCCACUACACCUUCCGCGAUAUUAAACCAGCGACACUCCAUCUCACAGCAAUGUUUUCAUCUCUUGUGAUCGCCCUCAUCGGGGCCUCUUCGAUUGUCAACGCGGCUCCGGUUCCUGUUGCGAGCGCCUCGGACUUCCACCUGCAGAACGGGAUAGAUGCUCAAGCCCUGAAUGCAAAGUUCACCUCGCUUGCAUCAACGGACUCGUGCACAGAUGGCGAGGAAGCGUGCGUCUCCGGCUCCUUCGCGCAAUGUGUCACCGGCGCAUGGGCUCUUACCCCGUGCACUGGCGGGACCACCUGCGUCGCUCUGCCCCUCGUUAACAAAGCCGGCACAAGCAUUACAUGCGACACGCAAGCCGAUGCCGAGACCCGCAUUGCGGCCACAGGGGCGACGGGCGGCUUGACCGGCUUCGGCUCCGGUGCAUCUUCGUCUCCGGCGCCAACCAGCGCGGCCGCCAACGCAGCAGCAGUGGCCACCACGGCGGCAGCCGCCCCCGCAUCCUCCGCCUCCGCCAGCUCGACCUCCUCCGACUUCCACCUCCAGAACGGACUGGACGCACAAACCCUCAAUGCCAAGUUCACGACGCUCGCCUCGACCGACGCUUGCUCAGAUGGUGACCAGGCAUGCGUUUCCGGCUCGUUCGCGCAGUGCGUCGCGGGAAAGUGGACCCUCUCCCCGUGUUCCGGCGGGCUCACCUGCGUCGCACUCCCGCUCGUGAACAAGGCCGGCACGAGCGUCACUUGCGACACACAAUCCGACGCGGAGACGCGGAUCGCAGCCACCGGCGCAACGGGCGGCUUGACGGGCUCCGGCUCGGCCUCGUCAUCUAGCGCUACCGCGACUUCCGCUGACACCAACGCGGAUGCGGACGUGGCAGCAUCAUUAGCAGCUCCGGCCGCGACUACCUCCGCGAGUGCGAGUGCGAGCUCUAGCUCUUCCGACUUCCACCUCCAGAAUGGCAAGGACGCCCAGGCGCUCAAUGCCAAGUUCGCCUCGCUGACCUCGAGCGAUUCCUGCUCCGACGGCGAGCAAGCUUGCGUCUCCGGCUCGUUCGCGCAGUGCGUCGGCGGCACGUGGACGGUGUCGCAGUGCGCGGCAGGCACGUCAUGCUUCGCGCUCCCGCUCGUGAACAAGGCCGGUACGAGCCUCACGUGCGACUCGCAGAGCGAUGCCGAGGCGCGUAUCGCUGCGACGGGUGCAACGGGGGGUCUUACUGGUACCACCUGAUCCCGGUAUCGGUUCGUCCUUCACUUCGCCCCAGUUCGAUCUACCGCGACGUGGAUGUUACCCCGUGCUUCCCUGUCAUACCCUUGUUGAACAACGACGACUACGUCGUCUGGCUUUUGGUGUGCCCUCUCCUCCUUCAUCCAGUCAAGGGCUUUUCUGGGUCAUCGAGCGAUGAAUUGUGAUGUAUUAGUAGCACGCAAGGUCAUGGAGUGACCUUUAUCAGGCUGUAUCUCUAGCGGGUCUCCCUACAAUGCCAUUUU
Molecule: messenger RNA, 1596 nt
Organism: Punctularia strigosozonata HHB-11173 SS5
Lineage: Eukaryota; Fungi; Basidiomycota; Agaricomycetes; Corticiales; Punctulariaceae
Exons: 4
Coding region: 158-1336 (392 amino acids)
Biological process (GO): chitin catabolic process
Molecular function (GO): chitin binding
Source: RefSeq, a predicted model, not a curated record